AUGCACGUUGACUAUAUCGUGGAGUAUGACUAUGAUGCUGUACAUGAUGAUGAAUUAACUAUUCGAGUUGGGGAAAUCAUCAGGAACGUGAAAAAACUACAGGAGGAAGGAUGGCUUGAAGGAGAGCUGAAUGGGAGAAGGGGAAUGUUCCCUGAUAAUUUUGUUAAGGAAAUUAAGAGAGAGACAGAAUCCAAGGAUGGCAAUUUCCCCAUCAAAAGGGAAAGGCAUGGAAAUGUAGCAAGUCUUGUACAACGAAUAAGCACCUAUGGUCUUCCAGCUGGAGGAAUUCAGCCACAUCCACAAACCAAAAACGUUAAAAAGAAGAUUAAGAAACGUCAGUGUAAAGUUCUCUUUGAGUACAUUCCACAAAAUGAGGAUGAACUGGAGCUGAAAAUAGGAGAUAUUAUUGAUAUUAAUGAAGAGGUAGAAGAAGGUUGGUGGAGUGGAACCCUAAACAGCAAGUCGGGACUGUUUCCCUCAAAUUUUGUGAAAGAAUUAGAGGUAACAGAUGAUGGUGAAACUCAUGAAGCCCAAGAGGACUCAGAAAUAGUUUUGACCGGGCCUACCUCACCCUUACCCUCUCCGGGAAAUGGGAGCGAAACUGUACCUGGACCAAUUGCACAGCCAAAGAAAAUUCGAGGAAUUGGAUUUGGAGAUAUUUUUAAAGAAGGCUCUGUGAAACUUAGGACAAGAACAUCCAGUAAUGAAAUUGAAGAGAAAAAAAUAGAAAAGCCCUCACUCAUACAGUCAGUAGGAUCCAAAACUCAGAGUGCAGAGGUAACAAAAACAGAAACUGAAGGUAGAAUUAAAGCUAAGGAAUAUUGCAGAACAUUAUUUGCCUAUGAAGGUACUAAUGAGGAUGAGCUUAGUUUUAAAGAGGGGGAGAUAAUCCAUUUGAUAAGUAAGGAGACUGGAGAAGCUGGUUGGUGGAAAGGUGAACUUAAUGGUAAAGAAGGAGUAUUUCCAGACAAUUUUGCUGUUCAGAUAAAUGAACAAGAUAAAGACUUUCCAAAACCAAAGAAACCACCACCUCCUGUUAAGGGUCCAGCUCCAAAGCCUGAGCUAAUAACUACAGAGAAGAAGUAUUUUCCUAUAAAGCCUGAAGAAAAAGAUGAAAAGCCAACUCUAGAACAGAAACCUAAACCAGCUGCUCCACAAGUCCCACCCAAGAAGCCUACUCCACCCACCAAAGCCAAUAAUCUGUUGAGAUCUCCUGCAAUGGUAUACUCAAAACGACCAGAAAAACCAGUUCCUCCACCACCUCCUAUAGCCAAGGUUAAUGGGGAAAUUUCUACCAUUUCAUCAAAAUUUGAAGCUGAGCCAGUAUCAAAACCAAAACUAGAUUCUGAACCACUUAGACCAAAAUCAGUAGAACUAGACUCUUUUGCAGUAAGGAACUCAAAAGAAACAGAUCUUGUAAAUUUUGAUGAUAUAGCUUCCUCGGAAAACUUACAACAUCUCACUGCAAAUAGACCAAAGAUGCCUGGAAGGAGGUUGCCUGGUCGCUUCAACGGUGGACAUUCUCCAACUCAAAGCCCAGAAAAAAUCUUAAAGUUACCAAAAGAGGAAGAAGAUAGUGCCAACCUAAAACCAUCUGAAUUUAAAAAGGAUACAUGCUACUCUCCAAAGUCAUCUGUGUACCUUCCAACACCUGCAAGUGCUUCUUCUAAACCAAAUAUUGCUGCUUUCCUAACUCCAUUAGAAAUCAAAGCUAAAGUAGCAGAUGAUGGGAAAAGAAAUCCCCUGGAUGAACUUAAAGCACAGAUUAUUGAAUUGCUUUACAUUGUAGAAACACUGAAAAAGGAUCAUGGGAAAGAAUUAGAAAAACUACGAAAAGAUUUGGAAGAAGAAAAGGCAUUGAGGAGUAACCUAGAGGUGGAAAUAGAGAAGCUGAAAAAAGCAGUCCUAUCUUCUUGAGGUGGCAUGAGAUCCAGUGUUUAAUGUUCCAGGGAUUUGGAAACAAC
Orycteropus afer afer is the source of this 1964-nucleotide messenger RNA. The record is from RefSeq and is a predicted model, not a curated record. Lineage: Eukaryota; Metazoa; Chordata; Mammalia; Tubulidentata; Orycteropodidae.